Molecule: messenger RNA, 816 nt
Organism: Alternaria arborescens
Lineage: Eukaryota; Fungi; Ascomycota; Dothideomycetes; Pleosporales; Pleosporaceae
Product: F-actin-capping protein subunit alpha
Exons: 3
Coding region: 1-816 (271 amino acids)
Biological process (GO): barbed-end actin filament capping; actin cytoskeleton organization
Cellular component (GO): actin cortical patch; F-actin capping protein complex
Molecular function (GO): actin filament binding
Source: RefSeq, a predicted model, not a curated record
AUGUCACGCACAGCAGCUCUCUCCUCUUUCGUCGACAGCGCGCCGCCUGGUGAGCUUGUCGAAGUUACCAAGGCGAUCAAGUCAAUCCUCGGCGAUGAAUCAGUCCAGAACGAACUCUCGCCCGCCUUCCAAAAGUACAACGAGGAGCAGUACACCACAACGAAGCUUCCAGGUGGCAGCACCGAAGUUCUAGUCAGCGAAUACAACUCGUUAGGAGACGGCAGAUACUACGACAUCGAUACACAGAGCUCCUUUGACUUUGACCAUGCGACUGGCAAGGCAAGCGCAGUCCAGAGCUACGUUGUUGAGAGCGCGCAUGAGGAUCUCCUGAAGAGCCUCAACAAGUCCCUCAGCACCCACGCCUCAGAACACUACCCCAAAUCCUCCCACGGCGUCUUCCCCGUUCCUUCGUCCCCCUCUUCCCUCGCCAUCAUCACUGUCGCAAACAAGUACUCCCCCACAAACUACUGGAACGGCCGCUGGCGCAGCUCCUACAUCUACGACACCUCCUCCGGCUCCAUCUCCGGCAGCAUAAAAGUUGACGUGCACUACUACGAAGACGGAAACGUGCGUCUGCUCACCACCAAGGAGGUCAACCUGAGUGCUGGUGGCAGUGCAAAUGGAACCGAGAUCAUGAGGAAGAUUGCUGCCGAGGAGAAGAAGUACCAGGAGGAUCUCAACAAGGCGUUUGGCAGUCUGAGUGAGGGCGCUUUCAAGGCUCUGAGGAGACAAUUGCCGAUUACGAGGCAGAAGAUUGAGUGGGAGAAGAUCAGUGGAUAUAGGUUGGGCCAGGACAUUGGUGGUGGAAGGAGGUGA